CGCCGCUCCCGCUGCCCCUCCGCGCCGUUCCUUCCUCCUCCUUCGCCGUGGCGGCGAUGUGACUCUCCUCUCCUGGCUCGGCCCGCCCCAGCUGCGCGGCGAACAUGGCGGAGCCUUCUGUUGAGUCGGCAAGCCCAGGAGGGUCGGCAACAUCAGAUGACCAUGAAUUUGACCCAACGGCUGACAUGCUGGUUCAUGAUUUUGAUGAUGAAAGAACAUUAGAAGAGGAAGAAAUGAUGGAAGGUGAAACAAACUUCAGUUCUGAGAUUGAAGAUCUUACCAGGGAAGGUGAUAUGCCAAUUCAUGAACUACUUAGCCUUUAUGGCUAUGAUGGUACUGUACCGCUACCAGAAGAAGAGGAAGAGGAGGAGGAGGAGGGUGAGGGUGAAGAUAAUGAUGACAACAGUGGCUUCAGUGGAGAAAAUAAAGAGGAGGCCAUAAAGGAUUCAUCUGGUCAGGAGGAUGAAACCCAGUCCUCCAAUGAUGACCCAGCACCAUCUGCCGUACAGGAGAUAAUUCGACCACGUCGGAGUAAAUACUUUGAUGCAAAUAGUGAAAUAGAAGAGGAAUCUGAAGAAGACGAAGAUUAUAUUCCUUCAGAAGACUGGAAAAAGGAAAUUAUGGUGGGCUCAAUGUUUCAAGCUGAAAUUCCACCUGGAAUAUCUAAAUACAAAGAGAAUGAGAAAGUAUAUGAAAACAAUGAUCAGCUGCUCUGGAAUCCCGAUUACUUGACUGAAGAUAAAGUGAUUGAAUUCCUUAAUGAAGCCUCCAGACGAACUGGUGAUGAGAGAGGAAUAGAUGCUAUUCCUGAAGGGUCUCAUAUUAAAGACAAUGAGCAGGCCUUGUAUGAGUUAGUGAAAUGCGAUUUUGAUACAGAAGAAGCACUAAGAAGAUUAAAAUUUAAUGUGAAGGCAGCUCGAGAGGAGCUAUCUGUGUGGACAGAAGAAGAAUGUAGAAAUUUUGAACAAGGUUUGAAGGCCUAUGGAAAGGAUUUUCACUUGAUUCAGGCAAAUAAGGUACGAACACGAUCUGUUGGUGAAUGUGUAGCAUUUUAUUACAUGUGGAAAAAAUCAGAACGAUAUGACUUCUUUGCUCAGCAAACACGAUUUGGUAAAAAGAAGUACAAUCUGCAUCCGGGUGUAACGGAUUAUAUGGACCGUCUGUUAGAUGAAAGUGAAAGUGCUGCAUCCAGCCGGGCUCCCUCCCCUCCGCCCACAAAUUCUAACAGCAGCACCAGCCAUUCAGAGAGAGAAGACAGUACAGCCAGCAACAGUAAUCAAAACGGUAUAUCCACUAAUGGACCUGGUGAAUUAUCCAGUAAAGAAGAAGUAAAAAUUGAAGGAUUGCACAUGAAUGGACCAACAACUGGCAAAAAAAUGCCACUUGGGGACUUUGAUUCAAAUGGUUAUGAAACAGAAAAUAUUUCCAACCAUUCGAAACUUGCUCAUUCAAAUGCAAAGAAUGAAAAUGAUUUUGAAGAAAAAAAUGAAAGGCCUGCAAAGAGGAGAAGAGUCAACAGUAAUGGAAAGGAAAGUCCAGGAUCCUCAGAGAUUUUCCAAGAACCAGUGGCUCAUGGAAAGUUUGAAGAACAGGAGACUGUGGAUGACUGAGUGUUUGGUUUUAUUUCUUUAGAGUAUUUUUGGGGUGUCUGAAAUUUUCAGGGUUGAUAGGUUACCUUACUGAUUCAGAUUCCAUAACAUAAUGCUAUUGAGAUUUUGAAAUACAUUUUCAGUGCUUUUGAAUUUUGGCCAGAUGAGGUUACGGUAUG
This is a messenger RNA of Euleptes europaea (tarantolino), 1768 nucleotides long. It is a transcript of the gene MIER1, whose product is annotated as MIER1 transcriptional regulator. The coding region runs from base 105 to 1610 and encodes 501 amino acids. The transcript has 13 exons. The record is from RefSeq and is a predicted model, not a curated record. NCBI's taxonomy places the organism in Eukaryota, Metazoa, Chordata, Lepidosauria, Squamata, Sphaerodactylidae. Gene Ontology annotation, molecular function: transcription corepressor activity; histone deacetylase binding. Gene Ontology annotation, biological process: negative regulation of transcription by RNA polymerase II. Gene Ontology annotation, cellular component: nucleoplasm.